Orycteropus afer afer is the source of this 1044-nucleotide messenger RNA. Its product is annotated as melanoma-associated antigen B1-like. Lineage: Eukaryota; Metazoa; Chordata; Mammalia; Tubulidentata; Orycteropodidae. Gene Ontology annotation, biological process: negative regulation of transcription by RNA polymerase II. Gene Ontology annotation, cellular component: nucleus. Bases 1 to 1044 code for a protein of 347 amino acids. The transcript has a single exon. The record is from RefSeq and is a predicted model, not a curated record.
AUGCCUCGGGAUCAAAAUGCUCACCUCCAAACCUUUAAAAAUCUCAAGAAGGCCCAAAGUGAGAAGCAGAUUCUCAAAGGUGCGCAGGCCACCAUCACAGAGGAAGAAGAACCCAUCUCCUCUUGUCUUCCUGUUGGGGAUGCUCUCCCGAAUACCCAGAGCUCCCCUGCUGCUGGGUCCAGGAGAGCUCCCCAGGAGCCUGAGAGAGCCCCAUCCACCACCGCUGCCUCUUCAGGCAUUUCUGUUACAAGAUCUAAUAAAGUUGCCGACAGCCAAAACGCAGAAGAUCCAAGCAUCUCCCAGGCUCCAACCUCCGCUAAGAAGAGCUCACGCCGAGACCCUCUAACCAAGAAGGCAGGUUUGUUGGAGCAGUUCCUGCUGCACAAGUUUAAAAUGGAAGAGCCCAUUACAAAGGCAAACAUGCUGAAGAUUGUCAAACAAAAGUAUGAGGAUCAGUUCCCUGAAAUCCUCAAGAGAGCAUCUGAGCGCCUCGAGGUUGUGUUUGCUGUUGAUGUGAAGGAAGUCGACCCCAUCACUCAGUCCUACACCCUCGUCAGCAAAAUGAAUCUUCCCAAUGACGGAAGGGUGCAUAGUGGCAAGGGGUUGCCGAAGACCGGUCUACUGAUGACUGUCCUGGGUGUGAUCUUGCUGAAGGGCAACCGGGCCACCGAGGAGGAGAUCUGGAAAUUCCUGAAUUCCAUGCGUGUAUUUGCUGGAAAGAAGCACUUCAUCUAUGGAGAGCCCAAGAAGCUCCUCACCAAAGAUCUGGUGAAGCUGAAGUACCUGGAGUACCGGCAGGUGCCCAACAGUUAUCCUCCAUGCUACGAGUUCCUGUGGGGUCCCAGAGCCCACGCUGAAACCUCCAAGAUGAAAAUCCUGGAGUUUUUGGCCAAGAUCAAUGGUACAGAUCCCACUGCCUUCGCAUCCCGGUAUGAAGAAGCUUUGAAAGAUGAGGAAGAGAGAGCCGAAACCACAGAUACAGCCGGGGCUGGCAGUAGUGCCACAGCCAGUGCACAAUCCGGGGCCACAUGCAGCUACUGGUGA